GGCAGCGCCGGCCCCGCUCACAAGAUGGCUCCCGCGCCCGCCGGAGCAGCCCCCCGCGGGGUGGCAGCUGCUCCCCGCCAUCGUCUCGCAGCCCCUCGGUUCCCCCUGCUUCGCCUGGCUUUACUCGUUGGUACGCGGCGCCAAGCGGCGGCCGGAGCAGAAGCCGAGAAGCAGCCGCGUUUCCCACCCUGACCUCGGUUUCCUACCCAGCAGAGCCACUGGCCCCGAGAGGCCGCCCGUGUCCUGGUCACCGGCAACCCCCAGCCCAGCCGGAGGCACGCUCGGGCCUCACACCUGUGCGAGCGCAGCCUGCCGCAGCAUUGAGCGUGCCCUCGCUUUACGCGCCUCACGUUCGUGCCUGUAAGAGCAAUGGCGUCAGGAGUUAAAUGCGUGACUUGACGUUUUGGACACAAGUUCACAGACUCCCCCGCGCUCCUCACGGGCAGCACCGGUGGCAGGCACGGAGGGGAAGCCGCUGGUCAGGGAAGCGACACGGGGCUCCUGUCACACGGGCGGCACAGAGCCCGGGGCUCACAAACGUUACCGCCCGCCUGCUUCACGAGGUGAGGAGACAAACGCCAACGGGAGCGACCGCUUCCAUCAUACCGGUGCCAACACCUACAUGACAAACUACGGCCACAGCCCGCAAACGUGCGGCACGCCCCGACGCACGAGGUUUAUCCCUGACGAAAGCCCUCGGCCUCGCCCAUCGCGCUUUUCCAUUGGCUACCGGGGCAAAGCCGUGCCUCCCGGGCGCCGCUGUGGGCGGAGAAGAGGCACGGCAGCAGCAGUAGUUAUUGCGGGGCGGGUGUCACGUGACUCGCCGGAUCGUUCCCACUGCCCCUCGGACGUCAGGCACGUCACGUCCCUUGCCAGAAUGUGAUGCAACUGCUUUGUAUUUGGGACUCCUGCCUCUUCUUCUGUUUUAAUGGCGCACAUCACCAUAAAUCAGUAUUUGCAGCAAGUACAAGAAGCCAUUGACAGCAGAGAUGGACAGUUUUGUGCAGAAUUGGUAUCGUUUAAACAUCCACAUGUUGCAAACCCAAGGCUACAGCUUCCAUCUCCAGAGGAGAAAUGUCAACAAGUUUUGGAACCACCGUAUGAUGAAAUGUUUGCAGCCCACUUAAGGUGUACUUAUGCUGUUGGAAACCAUGACUUUAUAGAAGCAUACAAAUGCCAAACAGUUAUUGUCCAAUCUUUCCUGCGAGCAUUUCAGGCACAUAAAGAGGAAAACUGGGCUUUACCUAUCAUGUAUGCUGUAGCCCUCGAUCUUCGAAUUUUUGCUAAUAAUGCAGAUCAACAGCUAGUGAAGAAAGGGAAAAGCAAAGUUGGUGACAUGUUGGAAAAAGCAGCAGAACUGCUGAUGAGCUGUUUUCGAGUCUGUGCCAGUGACACUCGAGCAGGCAUUGAAGAUUCCAAAAAGUGGGGCAUGUUGUUUCUCGUGAAUCAGCUGUUCAAAAUUUAUUUUAAGAUCAACAAGCUCCAUCUAUGUAAGCCCUUAAUUAGAGCAAUUGACAGCUCAAAUCUGAAGGACGAAUAUAGUAUGGCACAGCGUGUUACAUACAGAUAUUACGUUGGACGCAAAGCCAUGUUUGACAGUGAUUUUAAGCAAGCUGAAGAGUAUCUGUCAUUUGCUUUUGAGCACUGCCACCGCUCAAGCCAGAAGAACAAAAGAAUGAUUUUGAUCUACCUGCUACCAGUAAAAAUGUUGUUGGGCCAUAUGCCAACAGUUCAGCUCUUAAAAAAGUAUGACCUUAUGCAGUUUGCUGAAGUAACAAAGGCUGUGAGCGAAGGCAAUCUUCUCCUGCUGAAUGACGCUCUGACAAAGCAUGAAACCUUCUUUAUUCGAUGUGGAAUCUUUCUUAUCCUUGAGAAGCUGAAAAUCAUCACGUACAGAAACCUCUUUAAGAAAGUGUAUUUACUACUCAAAACCCAUCAGCUAUCUCUAGAUGCCUUUCUGUUUGCGCUGAAAUUCAUGCAAGUAGAUGAUGUUGAUAUUGAUGAAGUCCAGUGCAUUUUAGCUAACCUUAUAUAUAUGGGUCACAUUAAAGGCUAUAUAUCUCAUCAGCAUCAAAAGCUUGUGGUCAGUAAGCAGAACCCAUUUCCUCCGCUGUCAACAGUGUGUUGAGUAUUGCAUCUUAUCUGUGCAAGUACUUUUCAGAUACUCAGCUUGCCCAGUGGAGCUGCUCCUAAUUGCCCCAAGAACAUUGUAAAUGACCUGGUUCAUGUCCAGGACUGGAAUACCAGGAACUUUGUGGCUCCUUUCCCAGAAUGACCAAGGCUGCCAGUGUUACAAAGUGCAUUGGAACGAAAUGCUAACUUUUCAAUGAUAGUUUCCGCAGGCUUUCUAGAUCAUUCAGAGUAUUUCAUGAAGAAAUAAAGCAUUCCAAAUUCCUUCCAAACUACUUAAAGCUUUUAUAAAGUACUUUGUGUUACUAUUUCUGCUUUUAUCUUUCAGAGAGGAGAAGUAUCAUCCUUUGUUACUUGCAUUAAUCCAUUCUUCAGAGUGGAAAAUGAUGUUUUCUUUCAUGGUUUCCAUUUUUUUAAAGUCUCUUCAAUAACCUAGCUGGUAUUAAAUACUCUCUUCAAACCUUCUCUUAAAAACUAGAGAAGCCCUUGACACCAAAAGCUGUACUGUGUCAGUGAUACUUGCACGUUCAAGUAAAUGCGGGAUUUUUGUCUAUAGGUGCCCACAGAUGGGUUGUGGGGUUUUGGUUUUUUUACUUCUGGUAAUAUUUGGUUUCAUUUUUGAACAAAAAACUUAUCUAAGUAACUUAUACUCUGUUUUAUUCUGCUGUGGGGGAAAACAGUGCCACUGGAUCUAUUAUUUUAAGUGUUACUACCUUGGGCAUUUUGUUUGUUUGGGGGCGGUGCAGUGUAACUUUGUUCAUAGUGAUGGGGUGGUAGUUUUGGGGUUUUUUCAUUAUUUUUAAAGGAAAUAAAACUUUUUUUUCCUCUCA
Grus americana (Whooping crane) is the source of this 2960-nucleotide messenger RNA. It is a transcript of the gene PCID2, whose product is annotated as PCI domain containing 2. Gene Ontology annotation, cellular component: transcription export complex 2. NCBI's taxonomy places the organism in Eukaryota, Metazoa, Chordata, Aves, Gruiformes, Gruidae. The coding region runs from base 929 to 2128 and encodes 399 amino acids. The record is from RefSeq and is a predicted model, not a curated record. Gene Ontology annotation, molecular function: double-stranded DNA binding; RNA binding. The transcript has 15 exons. Gene Ontology annotation, biological process: poly(A)+ mRNA export from nucleus; post-transcriptional tethering of RNA polymerase II gene DNA at nuclear periphery; transcription elongation by RNA polymerase II.